Messenger RNA from Lycium barbarum (goji berry), 1813 nucleotides. RefSeq names its product protein JINGUBANG. The transcript has a single exon. The coding region runs from base 225 to 1454 and encodes 409 amino acids. Gene Ontology annotation, molecular function: protein binding. The record is from RefSeq and is a predicted model, not a curated record. Lineage: Eukaryota; Viridiplantae; Streptophyta; Magnoliopsida; Solanales; Solanaceae.
AAAAUAUACGGAGUAGUAAUAUUUUCUUUCUAUACAAACCACCAAUAUUUAUUUCUAUUUUAUUAGCCCCACCAGCUAUACUAUAACGUCUCUUUUUAAAACAACUCCAUUUCUGCAUUUUACAGGCUCUUAUUAAGGUCCAUCUUUACUAUUGCACUCACACCAACUUCUCCUUCUCAAUCUCUCUGUUUCAUAUACAAAAAUAAAAAAGCUUAUGCUUUUCAAUGGCUGCAACAUCAGCAUACAGAACCCCAUUGUUAUCUGAUACAAGCAGUAUUAUAAGCACCACUAGCAGUAGCAGUGAAUCAGAAGAAAGCCCAGCAACUUCACAAAGAUUUCAAGAUUUCCAAUUAGAUCUUCAGUUCAAGAUUUCAAGAAUACCUAUUUCUUGUACUUACCACUCUUACAAGUCCCUAGCUGUCCUUUCAGACCACGUUGGCACAGUUUCUUGUUUAGCCCUUUGUGGUGAAUUUAUACUCAGUGCUUCUCAAGGUAAGGAUAUAAUUGUCUGGCAACAACCUGAUUUAAGGCUAUUUACUAAAUUUGGGGUGGGCGAUGGGUCAGUGAAGGCACUUGUUACUGUUGGUAAUAAAGUUUUUACAGCACAUCAAGAUUCUAGGAUUCGUGUGUGGAAGGUUUCAAGAAGAUCUGAGAAUGUUUUUAGGCUUGUUGAUACAUUGCCUACUACAAAAGAUUAUCUUGGGAAUUUUAUGAAACAGAGUAAUUAUGUGAAAACUAGGAGGAAUCAUAAAAAGUUGUGGAUUGAACAUGCUGAUAGUAUUUCUUGUUUAGCUGUUUGUAAUGGGUACAUUUAUUCUGGUUCUUGGGAUAAGAGUUUGAAAGUGUGGAGAAUUUCUGAUUUGAAGUGUUUGGAAUCAAUUAAGGCUCAUGAUGAUGCUAUUAACGGAUUAGUUGCUGGGAAAAAUGGGGUUGUUUAUUCAGCUUCUGCUGAUGGAAAGAUAAAAGCUUGGGGAAAAAGUAGUGGGACUACACAUGUGCUUAAGGGGAUUUUAGAGGGUCAUAAAGACGUUUCUUUAAACUCAGUGGUGGUUUCUGAAGAUGGGAAUUUUGUAUAUGGAGGGGGUUCAGAUGGGUAUGUGAUGGGGUGGGUGGGUAACAAGAAUUUUGAUAGUUGGAAACUUGUUUGUGAAGUGAAAGCACAUGGAAUGGCUGUUUUGUGUAUGUGUUUGAUGAUGGGUGAAUUCUUGUGUAGUGGAUCAGCUGAUAAGAGUAUCUGCAUAUGGAAAAGGGAAAUCAAUGGAGGAUUGUUUAAAUUUGGUGUUAUUAAAGGACAUGAAGGUCCUGUUAAGUGUUUACAAGCUUCACCAGGUAGUGUAGGGGGUGGGUUUAUGUUGUAUAGUGGAAGUCUUGAUAAAAGCCUUAGAGUUUGGUGGAUUCCAAAGUACAAUGAUGACAAAAAGGACUCGUCUUUGAUUCAGGGUACACAGAAAUAAGAUCACAAAGUGAAAAAAAUUCUCAGUUUUUGUCAGUGAAGAAGCACUGUUGCCCCUUUGUUUUUCAAUACAGUGUACAGUGCUUAUAGUUCUUUUUAUGAGUUUAUACUGUGUAUUUGAAAGGGUUCAUUUUUCUUGUUGUUUUUGAGUUUUUUUAGUGAUGAUUAGAUUGGAGUUUUGUUUUUAUAGUAGAUUGUUUCUGUGAGAACUGUAAUUCUUAUAGGAACAUUGGAGCAAACAUUGAGAGAAAUUGUGUUGUUUUUCAUCUUUUGAUUCUUUUUUUUUUUUUCGGAGAAUUGUAAUUAGGUCAGCAGAGUGUAAUACACAUCAAUGAAAGAUGAGAAGAUUUAUUUUGUCAA